AUGGCGACUCGUCGGUCCGCGCGACUCCUCUCCCAGACCGAGCUCAAGCCUCUGGUGCCUCUGGCCCCACCUGCAGCGAACCCCCGGGGACGAAAGAGGGGGACGGAGUCACGACCGUCGUCGACAGGGCCCGUAACCCCUCCGCCCAAACUCUCCAAGGCUGCGGGCCUCCUAGCGGCCGACGGCAUUGAGAAGCCCAAGGCCGCCGCCGUUAGCCGCAUAGCUGACCCGAGAGCUACCAAUGCGCCUUUGGUAUCCCCCAUGACAGCUCGAGUGCUCUCAUCAAGGCCCUUGGUUGACAUUUCUCCAUCCAAAGCCGCGAGCGUCACGACUACGACAGACAAUAUACUAGAGCAAGCGUGCCAACACCUCAUCCAAGCGGACGAGAGGAUGCAGCCACUCGUGGACAAGUUCCAGUGCAAGAUGUUCUCGCCCGAAGGACUCGCGGAAAAGAUUGACCCGUUUCAGUGUCUCGCCAGCGGUAUCAUCGGCCAGCAGGUCUCCGGAGCGGCGGCCGCAUCCAUUGAGAAAAAGUUUGUCGCUCUGUUCGAAGAUGAAGGGGCGAGCGGGUUCCCUCAACCUUCGCUCGUCUCCGCCUGUUCGCUAGAAAGGCUACGCUCGGCGGGUCUCUCCCAGCGCAAGGCCGAGUAUAUCCAGGGCCUCGCCGAGAAGUUUUGCAGUGGCGAACUGUCCGCGCAGAUGCUCGUCGAUGCACCCUACGAUGAACUCUUGGAGAAGCUGAUCGCCGUUCGAGGGCUCGGCCGCUGGUCGGUUGAGAUGUUUGCCAUGUUCGGUCUGAAGCGCAUGGACGUUUUUGCCACAGGAGAUCUAGGCAUCCAGCGAGGCAUGGCCGCCUUUGUCGGUCGAGAUAUCGCCAAACUCAAAGCAAAGGGCGGCAAAUGGAAGUAUAUGUCGGAGGCAGACAUGAUUGAGAUUUCGAACAAGUUCGCGCCAUAUCGUAGCCUGUUUAUGUGGUAUAUGUGGAGGGCAGAGAAUGUGGACACGAGCGUCUUGGAAGACCAAGUAAGCCCCGAGACACGACCUCCUCUUCCCAAGGUCGUCGAGAAGUGGGCCUAG
Molecule: messenger RNA, 1077 nt
Organism: Parascedosporium putredinis
Lineage: Eukaryota; Fungi; Ascomycota; Sordariomycetes; Microascales; Microascaceae
Source: the annotation of a GenBank genome assembly